AACGAUAAGUCGACGUAUGUAUUGUGGGAAGCGUAAGGCGGUCUGCGUCAAUAGUCACGCCCUGUUAUUGGCAAUUCCAUAUAAAAGUAAAAUCUGUAGAUUACAGAUACACGAAAAGAUCAAAAAGGGACUACAUACAAUUAACUUUUAUUUCAUUGGCAUUAACAGCAACAGAAGAGGAGUAGAACCACGGCAUAAUUGGAACCAUAUUCCGGGGCACAGAAUGAAUUUACCAACAACGUUUCUGACCAUUUCAUGUUUAAUUGUAAGAACUUUCGCCAAUGGAACAGGAUUUGAACAAAGCGAAAGCGAAGAUGCAGAUCUUGCGCAUACAAUAAGGAUGCGUGCUUCGCAUAUACCACGGUUUGUUGGUAAACGGACAAUGGGCGAGGACGAAGUUGAAAAGUUACUUAUAAAACAACAAGAAGAAAAUGAUGACCAAGAAGAUGAACAAAAAUUCUUAAUAGAUUUGCUCAAAAGUUAUGAUGAAAGUUUGUCUGAAUCGCAACACCUUUCAGGGGAUUUUAAUACACACACUGAUGCAGAGUCAAAUUCAGAAUUAUCGCCAUUUGAGAGAGAAGCGAAAUGGGCUCCGAGAUUUGUUGGCAAACGGCGGUCGCCUAUGUUUGUUGGCAGACGGCGAGCACCUUUAUUUAUUGGAAAGCGCUACGCACCAAGAUUUGUGGGCAAGCGAGGAGCACCAAUGUUUGUAGGAAGGAGAGGAUCCCCUAUGUUUGUUGGACGGCGCGAUUCCCCAUUGUUUGUUGGUAAAAGAGAAAAUGCUCGACCAGCUGAUACUAGUUAUUAUGUUGGAGGAAAAAGAUGAUCUAGGCGAUUCUGACGCCGUAGACCGAGCUCUCCAAAUUUCUGCUAAUCUCCUCACCACACCCGAUAAUGACUCGCCUCCGUUAGACAUUCCAUAUCUUUCUAGUGUCAAGUAUCUGGAAAAUGGCAGACUACCAAGUAUUCAAUCCUUAGCUUUUACGGAUCCCGGUCAGGACGAUGAAAAAGAAGAAUUAAAAAAAUAUUUUGAGUUUUUAGGGAAAAAAGACAAAAAAUAUGCCGAGUUUAUUGGUAAAAGAAUGAGCUGGAAAC
Messenger RNA from Mytilus trossulus (common blue mussel), 1095 nucleotides. Its product is annotated as MIP-related peptides-like. The record is from RefSeq and is a predicted model, not a curated record. The coding region runs from base 17 to 826 and encodes 269 amino acids. Lineage: Eukaryota; Metazoa; Mollusca; Bivalvia; Mytilida; Mytilidae. The transcript has 4 exons.